Aethina tumida (small hive beetle) is the source of this 1276-nucleotide messenger RNA. RefSeq names its product sex peptide receptor-like. Gene Ontology annotation, cellular component: membrane. The annotation marks the transcript as partial. Gene Ontology annotation, molecular function: G protein-coupled peptide receptor activity. The transcript is spliced from 2 exons. Lineage: Eukaryota; Metazoa; Arthropoda; Insecta; Coleoptera; Nitidulidae. Gene Ontology annotation, biological process: G protein-coupled receptor signaling pathway. The record is from RefSeq and is a predicted model, not a curated record.
AUUGUGGAAAAGGAAGUUGGUUAUCCUCUUAGCCGGACCAAGUGCUUGUUAAGUAUGACUUCCAACGUUACGUACUGUGAUCUCAAAGGUUUACAGCAAAACCUGAAAGACUACAGCGAAUACUUGGUGUUUAUAAUUUGUAUAUGUGGAUGUAUAUCUAACUGCUUUAAUAUUUGUGUGCUGAGCCGUAAACAAAUGCAAUGUCCCACAAAUUAUAUCCUCCUAAGGAUGGCUGUUGUUGAUAUGCUUGUGAUGCUGGACUACAUGCCCUUCUCUUAUUUAAUGACACAACAAACGAGUGUCUACAUACCUUAUUAUUACAGUCAUUACUUCGCUGUGUACGUAAUACUCCACACGGUUUUUUCGCAAACUUUGCAUUUUAUAUCCUGCUGCCUAACUAUUAUAUUAGCUCUCUGGAGAUAUAUAGCUGUCAAGUUCCCGCAGAACAACAGGAAAUGGUGUAGUCCGAAAAUGACCAAAUGGACAAUAUUCUUGGUCUACAUCUUGUGUCCCAUUAUUUGCAUACCCAUUUUUCUCAGUCACAUGAUUGUGGAAAAAACGGCUCACGUCUUCGAUAAUCACACGUUUGUUUUGAGCAAGCCCAACGACACGAAUACGACAAGUGUGAUUAUAAAUUAUGUCACACUGAAAGAUGGUUUCUACAAACUGAUCUCGUUGUACACCUACGGCGUCCUCGUCAAGCUUGUUCCGUGCAUUUUACUGACGAUCUUGUCCGUAUUGAUAAUCAUCGAAUUGUUGGCUGCCAAGAAGAGGAUGAAAAAACUGAUGAAUCCCGUCACGAAAGACGCCGAUGGACUUGUGAAAAAGAAGCCGAGCCAAAGAGUGGUGGAGAAGGAGAAACAGGCACACCGGACGACGAAAAUGCUGCUCGCUGUACUCCUGCUUUUCCUGCUGGUGGAGUUCCCUCAAGCUAUUUAUGGUCUACUUAUUGUCAUUAUCGGCGAUGAUUUUCAGGCGCAGUGCUACAACCCCAUAGGUCCUCUGAUUGAUAUAAUCGUGCUUCUCUCCUGUGCCAUAAACUUCUUCCUGUACUGCAUCAUGUCCCAGAAGUUCCGUGAAGUCUUCAAGGAAAUAUUUUUUCCGUAUUUAACAAAAUACGGGACGUGGACUAAAACUUCUUCCACCAUCGAGUUAUAAAUUAUAAUUGUAUAUUGUUGUUCUAGAAUGUAUAAGACAGGGUAAUGUUAAUUAUUUGAUUUAUAAAAAUAAAAUAAUACAGCCUAUAAGCGUGAGCCCAGCUAUAGGUGUAUUAAUA